Messenger RNA from Lepisosteus oculatus (spotted gar), 9456 nucleotides. It is a transcript of the gene adra1aa, whose product is annotated as adrenoceptor alpha 1Aa. The record is from RefSeq and is a predicted model, not a curated record. Gene Ontology annotation, molecular function: alpha1-adrenergic receptor activity. Gene Ontology annotation, biological process: positive regulation of heart rate by epinephrine-norepinephrine; phospholipase C-activating G protein-coupled receptor signaling pathway; positive regulation of vasoconstriction. NCBI's taxonomy places the organism in Eukaryota, Metazoa, Chordata, Actinopteri, Semionotiformes, Lepisosteidae. Gene Ontology annotation, cellular component: plasma membrane.
UUGAGAGGGAGGGAGUAAAGGGAGAAAAAGGAAUGAGUCACUUUGGAGUUUAUUUUCUUUAAGAGAAAAUAGUAGCAGAGGAGGUUCUGAUUGAAUAUGACGUUUCCCAACGAAGAGGGAAUCGAAGUACUUGACCAGUUUACUCGGCGCACACCGACACUGAAUGCGACCGGAGAGACUAGAGGCGAGGUGGCACUGUUCGGUGCUUGACUUAUAGGAAUUAUUGGACAUUGUUGGGCUGUUUUCCCCUUUUCCUACACCGGGGUGCACUAAUAACGGCACUUUCACAGUUUAGUUUACCUCCAGUUCACUUUUAUUUUAUUAUCGAUAUUCAUGAAUACAAAAGGUUUUUGAGGACGUGCUUCGGACGUACUGUAUGGACGCAAUGACCGGAGAAAAACAAGACUGCACUGGAGUCCUUGUACAGAUUGAUCCUUUUUGCACAUUGCUGCAGAUCCGGUCCAAGUUCUGGCAGUUCCCACAGUUUGGAGAUGGAUUAAAAGCAGACCCUUCUUUCCCUAUGCCCUUUCUACCAAAAAUAUUCACCAGAGGACACUGCCAAGCUUUUUUUUCCAGAUAAAAACGUGGACCGUUUUAUUAUACCCAGGGUGAGACACGAAUAAAGGACCAUCCCAUCCCCAGGAUGACUGGAUUCAGACUACAAAGAGAAUGUUCACUGUGGUAUAGAUUUAAGGAUUUGUGAAGGAUUUAAUGCCUGCUCUGUAAGAGAGUGGUUUUCAGGACUAUAACCCCUUGAAAACAAAAUAAUCAAAUCAAUUUCAGCCAGUUAAAAGUGCUGGAACUAUGGAAGACUUGUUAAGAAGUAGAAGAGAUGUGGCAAAAGAACAACAAUGUUUUUUUUAAGACACAGGACAGUUUGAACUAUUACAAAAUAGUCUCAGGACCACGCAUACCAGAAAACGUCAAUCUGCUAUGAUUCCAACAGUCUCUAAAGAUCCACAAAUGCCUUGUCUCAAUUGGGGACAAAACUACUCUGGUGGUCAUCAGUUGUCAAACUCCCACUCUUUAAACUAGUUCAGAAGCUGGAGCUAGACCCCCUUUAGCAAAGGCCCAGAGGCAGGAAUGGAAAUUACGUGCCAGUGUAUUCUAGCCCCUCGGAUUACACCAGUACUUUCAUUGUACUUUCGUUGUGCUCAGAAACAUAAACAGUAGCUAUCUCAUCCUGUCUUUCACAGAUGGAUGUGGUUAUAAUGUGGUUAGGGUCCUCCUUUUAUCCUAAGUAUAAGAUAAUGAAACAAUAACAAGGCAGUAAUAAAAAAAAGUCUUAAGUGGAGACAGACUUUGACAGGACUCUUUCCCCCUAAGUCCUUUGUAAAUUCCACCCCCUUCCACCAUCCGUGCUGUGUUCUGCAGACAUGGUCCCCCUAGGGGAGAACAUGAUUCCAGAUUCGCUGCCACAAAACUGUACCAACUGCACGCAGGCCCCCACCCCAGGCCUGGACAUUACCAAAGCAGUGGUCCUGGGGUUGGUUCUAGGGAUCUUCAUUGUUUUUGGGAUCCUUGGGAACAUCCUGGUCAUCCUCUCAGUGGCGUGUCACCGGCACCUCCAGACGGUCACACACUACUUCAUCGUCAACCUGGCAGUGGCCGACCUGCUGCUGAGCACCACAGUGCUCCCUUUCUCUGCCACUUUUGAGAUCUUGGGCCGCUGGGUGUUCGGGAGGGUCUUCUGCAACAUCUGGGCAGCCGUGGAUGUUCUGUGCUGUACCGCCUCCAUUAUGAGCCUCUGUGUUAUCUCCAUCGACCGCUAUGUGGGCGUGAGCUACCCUUUGCGCUACCCUGCCAUUAUGACGGAGCGGCGGGGUGUGCUGGCACUGGUGGGACUGUGGGCACUUUCCAUCACCAUCUCCAUUGGGCCGCUCUUUGGCUGGAAGGAGCCUGCGCCCGAGGACGAGAGCGUGUGCAAGAUCACCGAGGAGCCCGGCUACGCGAUCUUCUCCGCCGUCGGCUCCUUCUAUCUCCCACUGUCUGUCAUCUUGACCGCGUAUUGCCGUGUCUAUGUGGUAGCAAAGCGUGAGACCCGGGGCCUGCGAGAUGGCUGCAAAACUGACAAGUCCGACUCGGAGAGUGUGACUCUGCGGAUGCAUCGGGGAAACACUCCUGUGCCCGAGGAUGAGGCCAUGCGAGGCCGUCUGCACUUCUCCUUGCGCCUGCUCAAGUUCUCCCGUGAGAAGAAGGCUGCUAAGACCCUGGGGAUUGUAGUGGGCUGCUUUGUGCUCUGCUGGUUGCCCUUCUUCCUUGUGCUGCCCAUUGGCUCUAUAUUCCCAGCCUGUCGGCCACCUGAGACCAUUUUCAAAAUCACCUUCUGGUUGGGUUAUUUCAAUAGCUGCAUCAACCCCAUCAUCUACCCCUGCUCCAGUCAGGAGUUCAAGAAGGCCUUCCAGAAUGUGCUGAGAGUGCAGUGCUUGUCACGGAAGGCCAGACAAGCCUCAAAACCACAUUCCCUGGCUGUGGGACAUGGGCAUUUUGGCACUCUGGAAGCAGAGCAGCGUGGAGACCAUGGACACAGUCCCACCACACCCAUUCUGAGCCGAGCAGCAACACAGAGAGACAGAGGGGAGAGGAGGGCUUGUUCAGGGGUGACCUCCACAGAGCGCCACAGCUGUCGAACAGAGGCAGCCCGGGUACGAAGCAAAAGCCUGCUGAGGGCAUGCUGCUGUAUUGUCAGUGAACCUCCGAAGCAAGGCCACACACCCACGCCUGUACCAGUCAUCAAAAUUCACAAGCUCUCACUGUGUGAGAACGGAGAGGCCGUGUAACUGAGGCCUCAGGUCGCAAUCACACUUGCAGCACAAUAUCCCCCACAAGGAGAACAAUAUAAGUGCUGGCCCCUUGUCUCAGACAGUCAAUUCAAGCACCAGGAUUGGUGGUCAAAGGCCUCACUUGGAACAGGACAGGAAAACCGACCUUAAAAAGUGCAAAUUUACUUUUAAUUUAGCAUUUUCCAGAUGCAUCUUCCCUAUGCUGUCAUUCCUGUAGCUAUGUUAUAGUCAUGAGAAAACGUUUCUGAACCCUUUGGAGUUUUCUGCAUUCCUGCAUUAAUUGCUCCUGAAAUGUGAUCUGAUCUUCUUUAUCAUUAUAAUAUUUAUCAUAAUAAUAGAUAAACACAAUCUGAUCAAACAAAUAACACACAAACAGUUGUACUUUUUCUUGCCUAUAUUGAACACAUUGUUUAUGCAUUUACUGUCUAUACUGGAAAAAGUAUGUGAACUUCUAGUAUUAUGACCUCUAUUAAAGGGGGAGUCGGGAAUUCCAAUUAAAUGAGAUGACAUUUAGGUGUGAGUUUCAGAUGCCCUGCCCUGUAAAAAACCCCAAAACACUUGGUGAAACAUGCACUGAUCAAAAGCGGUUUCAGAAGGCCUCAGAAGUAGACAUUGAUGCUCACAAAGCUUCAAAGGGAUAAAAAGGCAUUUAUGAAGACUAAAGCCUUUGUCAAUCCACAGUCAGGCAGAUACUAUACAAAUGCAAUAGCUACUCUCCAUAGGAGUGGUCUUCCAACAAAAAUCACGGCAAGAGCAAGCCAUACAAAGAUCAAGGAGGUAACAAAGAACCCUAAGGUAACAGCUUCAUAAGGUAGUUCAUGAGGAUCUUCAGGCAUCUCUUGCACUGGCUAAUGUCUGUGUUCAUGAGUCCACAAUAAGGAAAACAUUGAACAAGAGUGUGUCCAUGGAAGGAGACCGUGGAGGAAACCACUGCUUUAAAAAAAAAAAAUUGCUGCCCCCUCAAGUUUGGCAAAGGCCACCUAGAUGUUCCACAAGGCUCUUAGAACAAUAUUCUCUGGACAAAUGUGAACUUUGUGGCAUAAAUAUGUUUAGAGAAAAACAAAGCAUGGUGGGGGGAGCAUCAUGGUUUGGGGCUGCUCUGCUGCCUCAGGGCCCAGACAGCUUGCAAUCAUUGAGGGACCAAUGAAUUCCAAAAUACAUCACUAAUUUCUACGAGGGAAUGUCAGGGUAUCUGGCCAUGAUCUCAAGCUAAAUAGAAGUUGGGUCAUGCAGCAUGACAAUCUGCAGGAGUAAAAACAGAAUAGCUUAAACAGAAGACAUUUUGCAUUUUGGAAUGGCCAAGUCAGAGUCUUGACCUUAACCCAAUUGAAGUCCUGUGGCAUGACCUGAGGCAAGCUGUUCAUGCAAGAUAUCACCAAAAAAAUCAAUAAAUUGAAACAGUUUUCUAACAAGGAAUGGGCCAUAAUACCCCCCAUAGCGAUGUGCUGGACUGAUCAGCAGCUACAAACACAUUUAAUUGAGGUUAUUGCUGCUAAAGGAGGUUCCACCAGUUACUACUGUAAAUCUAAAGAUUCACAUACUUUUUCCAGAAUAGACAGAGAAUGUUUUAAAAAUGUGAUCACCAGAGACAUGAAAAAGUACAAUUGUUUGUAUUUUACUUAUUUAAUCAGAUUGUGUUGUGAUAUAAUCUAUUAUUAUGACAGAGAUGAAGAUUUCAUUUGAGGAGCAAUUACUACAGGAAUACAGAUAAUUCCAAUCUUCACAAUCUUUUUCUCACAACUGUAUGCUCCUUUCAUUCAUCAAACACUGAAUCUGCCAUGAUUCAUAAUUCACUGAUUUAACGCAGUGUGUAUGGUAAAGAGCAAGUGGAAAGGCAUGCUAGUGUCCUGUGCUUUUUUGACUUAAGAGGCCUUCAAAUAGGAUGUGCAUGCACCAAAGGUUAAAGUGCCAUCACUUGUUGUUCAAAGAGCCCAGUGUCUCAGAAUUGUGCCACAAAAAGCCAUUAACUGUCAAGUAGGUCAGUACAAGAAUAGUGAGUCUCUUUCUUUGUUCAAUCUGAAGUGAAGUUUACCUUCUUUAAAAUUUCUUAGCCCAAGGACCUUCAGAAAUAUCUAAGUAUCAAGAAAUAUAAGAACAAUAUAGUAUUAUACACAGCUGUGUAAAAGUUUUAGACAUUUUCCUAUGCUCAACUAAGUGUUUUUCCUACUGUACUUUGUGCAGGAACACAGUUCUUUGAUGACCCAUUUUGUUGUAAGAUAACAGUUUAACAGUAAUCCUGACAGAUCUGUAUUUCAUUGUACAGAAAGUAGUAUUUUACCUUUAAGGUUAUAUAAAGUGCAACAAUUGUUAUUCAUUGCAAAGAAUACGUGACAGCAAAUCAGUAAGAUUUGAUUGAUAAAUGUGAUGGAUUAGAUAGUACAACCCUUCAUAGUGACUGCUCAUAUAUAGUUUACCUCAAACUGAUGUGAACAAGUUUUUGAAGAUGGGGGUCAGUGUAAAUUACUAAAGAUGACAAAAUGACAAUUAACUGUAUUAAUAACAGUCAGUUUUAAUAAAACACUAGUGGUGACUUUACAUAAAUGUAGUGUAACUUCUGAAUAUGUCUAAAUUGUCUAAGAUUUUUACACAGUAGUGCAUAUCACCAUGUUUUGCUCCUGCAAUUUAAAAUUGUAUCUGUAAGCCAUUUAUUCAUUGUUGUUGUCCUAACAUGUUUAUACUUUAAGCAAGCACUAGUUUCUGUGAAGCAGGUGUUUGUAAGAAAUAAUACAAUUUUCCCAAAUUUGGUGCUACAGAAGCACCUGCAGUCACAAUUUUCACAGUAGCUGCAAACUUUGAAAAUGGAAAGCUUAAAAUCAUGUCAGGAUGUGAACAAUAGCAGAAAAAAAUCUACUAGGAACAACAUGUUGUGAUUUAUAAUGCUGUAGCCAUUAGAACCCUAUUACUUGUGUGUUAAAGAAUAAGAAACUACAUCACGAUACAGGGGGACUGGAAAUUGACUGCAUUGCUGUUUUGUUUGAUUUUUUUAAAUCUUUUUUGCAAGGGAUUAAGAGCAGGGCUUUGCCAAAUGAACAUUUAUUAAGACUGAAAGCCGCUGCAUGUGCCUGGAGAGAGCUUAGGAAAUCCCUCCUGAAAAGCACAAGAAAUAUCAGAGACUUGCCUUUUAUUUCAGCAGCAUCAGGCCCAGCCUCCCAGUGGAGAUCAGGGAUGGCUACGAAUAAUCAACGUUUCUGAUUACUUCAGAGUUCAGAGUGGACAAACACUGACACUUCUCCGAGAAGAGAUAACAGGGGAGUUAUUGAAGCUGUGGGACUUUCUACCUGGGAUAUUGCUCUGCCUUUGGGGAGUAGGGGGUGGACAAAAAAAAAAUCUCAGCUAGAUGAGUCAGCUGCAUUCAAGUUCAAGGCUUUCACCUGGAGUGCAAACGGUCUGUGUGUGGCUGUAAUUAAAAAGUAAGAUCGUAACCGAGCUUCUCUCAACUCUAAAAGCAGCAGCCUAUCCACAGACCUGGGUCAAAACUGGGAUGGCAGAUCCCAGUCAGGGCAGAUGUCUGUGUCUCUACCUGUCUCUUAAUGAGCUUGACUCACUAUGGACGAGAGGAUUGACCAUUGAUUGUGAUAGUCGGAUUCUGGGCAAUUAGCUACCAAAGCACAUUCUAGAUUCUCCCUUUUAAUAUUUAACAAACAUUCUAGAAGCAGCUGCGACUCCUGAAGCAUACACACCACUACGAAACCCUCAAGAAAUUUUACUAUACUAAAUGUACAUGGAAUUUUCAUAAUUUUCCCAGGAACAAGUGCUAUUGGGAAGUUGAUCAUCCAAAAGAGGGUGUUUGUUUUGUUGACAGGCGGGUGGGCUGGCAAAACCUUAUAGCACUGCACUCAAAAAUAAACCAAGUGGCAGCACAUCGGUCCUCAGCAGUAUUAUUCUUAAACCUCCAACUAUCUUAUUUUGUAUCUUCAGAUAGCAUGUACAAGUGUCAGAAUCCAUGAAGUAGCCCUGCUUCAUUCCUGAGAAUGGGCUCUCUGCAUUGAAGUCCUUACCCUGCUCAUCUAACAUGGCCAUAUGAGCUGAAUUGUGCAAAAAUGUUUUCUGGCAAGCUGUAAUGUAAUAAGUUAUUCUUGUGACCAGACACACAUGUGACCUCAUGUCUGGGUAACUGAAGUCCACAGAAUGACUGCUAUCUCUUGGACAUAUGUUCUUUUUUUAAUCAGUCUGUAUAAAAGGCAAUUUUUAAUGUAAAGAAAAGAAUCAUCCAGAAGAUCCAUUCAAAGACCAGAUCUAAAAAGACUCUAAGAGACUUAAAAGAUUCCCAGUACACAGCAGUUUGAUCCAUUCCAGGAUUUACAUACUUCUGGCCCAUAUACAAAGCAAACAAAAAUAAACCAAAAAGGCCUUUAUACGUGCCAAACAAGGGUUUGGCAUGCUUCAGGCUUACCUCAUUUUGUGUGCAUUUGCAUGAUUUAUGGACUUACAAUUCUUUGCUGUUUUGCUUCCUCUCUAAAAAGCCUUCAGCGAUUGUAAAAUAUUGAAAUACAAUCAACAGCCAGACACUGGGGGUUUUCUUGUCUUUCCCUUCAGUGUUCUGAUGAGAGCAGAGACUGUCAAACAUUUCUAGCUAUCAUGAAGACAAAUCCCAAAACAUCUGUAAUCAAACUUCUUCAACUGGUUCUUGAAUGCUAGGGAGACCACGGACAACAUAAUGUGGAUUUCCAUUACUUCUAUAUUGUUGGUGUUUUUCCAACAUUUGCUUUCCACAAUAAAAAUAAUAAAAACCCCAGAUGACAAUAAAACAACACAAAAAGAACUAAGAAAACAACUUCUUAGCAUUAUAUACAGAUGAUUAUGAAAUGAUCUGCGUCAAUUUGAUCAAAUUAGUGAAUACGUGAAAUCAUCCAAGAUAUAGAUUCUCAGAGGCACAAUGUGAUUUUUAUACACAGUCCUUCCAAGUGAUAGAUUCAGAAGACAGGAAGAUUAAUCAAAUAUAGAGUAUUCCAGCUUUUUGGAAUUAAAGCACAUUUAGUCGCACAUUUGUUACAAAGCCAGUUUCUGAAAUUGAUAGACAAAAAAGCAAUUUCAGCUGGAGCUUUUUUUUUUUUAGUGAAUUUUAGAACUAAUUUUAGAAUGGUCCAAACCAUAGCAACAUUAACUUGGUAACUCCACAACUUCAACCUUACACAUCUGAAUACAUGCUGUUUCACAAGUGUCUGAAAAUAUUAUAGAUCUCCACAUGAUAAUACUAGUGAACAUACUAUAUGAAUAUCAAAGGUAUUGUGCAUUUUGAUUUCUUCUCUCAGAUGUAUAAACUUGUGCCAAUUUUGUACUCAUUGGGUCAGACUCUUUUGAUGGACUGUCUUUAUCAUUAGAAAGCCUGACACUAAACAGACAAUUUCUUCAUUAUCAGUGUAUGAAUAAACAUGAAUACUGUGCAGACAGCAGUCUAAUGCAUACUUUUAGUGAAUAAUUUGUAAGCUCACAAGAAAUGACUAUGUGCAAUCUGAUUAAUUAUUGAAUUCUAAGGCUAAAAUCCCCAGAUCAGAAAUAUAAAGACGGACAAUCAAGCACACAAUUACUGCUUUUAAAUAGACUCCUUUUUUAAGAUUGUGAAAACAAAAAAAAGUCUAUGUUAAUUUAAACUUUGACCUUCACAUCUUUUUAUUACCAUAUUAACUGGAAUGGUAAGCUAUACUUUUAUUUUUUAUUAAAUUAUUUAAUGUCCAAAUAACUCAUGUAGCACUAUCCAUGUAGGAUUUUGAGAGUCUGAAAAGGCGUACUGAAUUUAUCAAUCUAAUCAAAUUAAUGUAUCAAUUAAUAGCUCAGUGCUGAAGAUUCUAGAAGGCCCUCCAUUUUGUGGGUCUGGGUGGACUCAGAGAUAUUUAAUCAAACUUUAUUGUACACAUUCACAUGUACAUGCAAGCUGUACUUAUGCAAGUGCAAAAUGUGUAACAGUCUGGACAAUGUUUUCUAUGUACAGAAUACGUUUAUUUAGCUUUGUUUCAUUUUCUUUUUUUUUAUUGUGAGCUUCCUUUAUGCCUUGUUGUACUGUUUAAUAUUUUAUGUCCUAAAUAAUAUAUGCUCUAAAAAAGUUCAGAUAAACUUUCUCGGAAAACAAACUGAAGAUACACUGAUAUUCGGAUCUCUGAGUUUUGAGAUACUGACUGUAAAGUCAACAUGUUAAUUGAAAGGAAAUGAAUCAGGUUUGACUAGCUCUUUCCUCAUUCACCUCCUAUGUCUGAAAUACCCAUGUUAUGAGUACAGUUGGGAUACUUUUCAGGUAUCAGGCUUGACCUAUGUACAGUAUGAUCUAGAAGACUACUGUCCAGUAGGUUUCAUAGGUUACCCUGACAUCAUCAACAUCUAAAAAUGUAGAACAGUUCUAGCAGGUUAUUUUUAAAGAUUUUGAUAUACAGUAUUUAAUACUUCAUCCCUGAGUUCACUGGACAAGUUUUUUUCAAUGGAUUUUUUUUCUUAUUUUGAAUGCUAAACCAUUUUAUUGUGGCUCUCCAUUGACCAUCAACGGAAUAUCUUAUAGAAAUACAUUGCUGCCAUGUCUGCCAUAUUUCUUGUGAACAAGGUAUGCUCUUUGAAGCAUUAUUAUGCCAAAAUGUCAUCUCUGUUGCUCUGAAACCUGUGCAAACUGAAAGGUGUCCUACUGUUAAAACAAUAGUAUGGUGAUAUUUCUGUGUCUUUUGAUGUCAUAUAUUGUAAUAAAAAAAAA